UGAGCAACCAAGAUAUCUGAGAAAGCGCAUAGAAAUAGCCAAAAAUGACUCUCUGUUGUCGGAUUUGUUUUGAAGAAAAUCCUAAGAAUUUUCCUCUCUACAAAUGUAUGAGGAAAAAAUAUUUGCCUAGUGUUAUUUUUAACAUCAGUGGAGUAAAAGUUUCAAAAAAGCUUGAGCCAGAGGCACACAUUUGCCGUCGCUGCGUUGCAUCGAUAUUGGUUGCUGAGAAGAUUAUAUUGCGAUGCCAAGAAUCAGAAGAAUUUCUCCAGUUUCGUCGUUUGAAGGAAAGUUGCUUAUCCAGACAAUCUCCAAAUCCGAAGACAGAAAGCUUUAGUGUAGAAAGCUAUGAAAAAUAUCAGCCUUCUACCGCUUGCGGUGAUUUGGAAGAAUCAUUACCAUUGGAACCAAAUGGUGAGCAUUUGUUACAAUCUGUCAAGCCACUUUAUAUAAUAAAAAAUGAAAAUUCGAACAAUUCUAAACGGCUUGGAUACAACGAAAGUCAGUUCUCAGAUAAUUACGAACCAGCAGAAAAACGUUUAAAGAGUAAAGAAGUUACAUCAAUGUCCAGCUUUGAUUGCGAUCGAUGUGACUUUACUACCAAGAUAGGUAAACGUUUUAUAGAACACAAACAAAGUGAGCAUGGGGUGUACGAUCCAAAUAUCUAUACAUGUACUAUUUGUUCUGAAAGCUUUUCUUGGAAACCAACACUGUAUAGACAUAUAGAGAUAGACCACAAAAUACUACCUGCAGAUAAAAAACAUUUAUGUAAUGAAUGCGGUCGUGCCUAUAUGCGGGAAGUCCACUUAUUAGAACAUAUAAAGCAGCGACAUGGACCUCGUACUUUCAAAUGUCCUGAUCCACUAUGUGAGCAAUCAUUCACUAGAACUUUUACUCUUAGACGUCAUUUCAUCACUACACACACGGAGCAAACAAGCUCACGUUAUCAUUGCGUAGAUUGUAACAAAUACUUUAAGGUUUAUGAUCAAUGGAAAUACCAUAAUGAAGUUAUUCACAAAAAUGAAAUUGUAUAUUGUCCACAUUGUGGCUAUCCUUUUCGCUUCAAAGAAAAGCUAGAUGAACAUAUUUUGAAAGAUAUAUGCAAACGUAGUGUUGUACCAUGCUCCUAUUGCCAAAGACGCUUUACAACAAAAUGUGGAUUGAGAGAGCACGUGCGGAAUAUACACAACAUCUACUAGUUAAGAACUUGUAUUGAUUGCUUGGAAGCACCGACAAAAAAACAGUUAAAUUUCUUUGUUCUAUAUUAAGCCAUUGAUAUUUAGCUUUUUACCCAAAAAUAAUUUUGGUGCUAUUUUACAAAUCUAGGAUGAUAACGGAUAUUCCAAUUGUAAACAAGGGAUUUACUAAUUUAAAUAUAU
Bactrocera dorsalis (oriental fruit fly) is the source of this 1376-nucleotide messenger RNA. Its product is annotated as zinc finger protein 184-like. The transcript is spliced from 2 exons. Gene Ontology annotation, biological process: regulation of transcription by RNA polymerase II. The record is from RefSeq and is a predicted model, not a curated record. Gene Ontology annotation, molecular function: DNA-binding transcription factor activity, RNA polymerase II-specific; zinc ion binding; RNA polymerase II transcription regulatory region sequence-specific DNA binding. The coding region runs from base 45 to 1196 and encodes 383 amino acids. Lineage: Eukaryota; Metazoa; Arthropoda; Insecta; Diptera; Tephritidae. Gene Ontology annotation, cellular component: nucleus.